Molecule: messenger RNA, 758 nt
Organism: Rhagoletis zephyria (snowberry fruit fly)
Lineage: Eukaryota; Metazoa; Arthropoda; Insecta; Diptera; Tephritidae
Source: RefSeq, a predicted model, not a curated record
ACUAUUUACUUUCUAAAGUGUGAAACAUUGAAUUAACUUUACUCCUCUCAUUUUCAUCAGCAAUGAAGUGGUUAUCGUUGUUCUUCGUUUUUGGUCUGCUCGCCUUGAUCGGCAGCAUGGGUUCGUUAGCCGCUGCCGAGCCACAUCCUGAGCCUCGUGGACGUCCGGCCACUACCUCACGUCGUCCGCCCACUACAGAUACCAAUGAAGCCGGUGAACGACGCUAGCUGCCGGAGGAUGUGGAUGAUGAUGAGAGUGCAGCUCGAUCGGAGUAUUUCGAUCGAAAGGAGCCCUAUAAACCUAAACCGAUGAAGUGUGCAACGCCAUUGAAAAGGGGGCGUCGUAAAAUAGUUGUACAAUGUUAUGGUGAUGAAAAGUUGCAAUAUGUUGAAAUUGUUUUUGUUUAAAUAAAAAAAAAAAAAAAUUAAAUAUGUUUUGUGAUUUUUUCAUAACUGCUAAUCAAAAAUCGAAAGCGUUUUUUAUUAAUUAAUGUGUUUUUUAAAUACAUGUGUAUGUGUGAAUAUUUAUUUGCACUAAAUAACAAAAGUUAAUAAGCAGCAUGGAGAAAAGUUGAAAAAACUUAACCAAUUUUAAGUUUUCAUUUAGUUUUCGAGAUAAGAAUCUUUGUAUUUUUUAAAAAAGUAAUAAGUUCUGUAAGCACAUUAUAAAUAUGGGAAAAAUUCUGGGAAUAAAUCUGAAAUGUACACCAAUUUUUAUUCUUUUUUCCAUUUUAACAACAUUUUUUGCCGAAAUUUCAA